AUGUCGGAGCCCUUGAUCCAGAAGCGCCAUUUGACGCGCCAGGAAGCAAGGCAGGGCAUGCAGGAGCUCAUGGCCAACGUUGGGAACGAGGGGUGGUUCUUGGUGCCCCCGGCGUCUGCGCGCAAGGUGAAUGACUUGUGCGAGCUUGUGGCAGAGCAUGGCUUCGACGCUGUGAAAGAUAAAAAGGUCACGUUGUGUGAGACAGGGAUGCUCAGCCACAAAUACAAAGUCAAAGCAGUUGAUGAGGUUUCGCAAACCAUCCAGUUUGAGGGCUGCGGGCGUGGAGAACCGUUUCUCGCAAGGCCAGUGAACUCGAAAAUCUUCAACAUUGCCUGGAAUUGGCCUGAUGGGAUUCCAGUGGUGAGUGUGCACUCCAUGUCAGGCGACACGGUCGAGCACUUCAUCUGCUCAUGGGCUGAGCGUACGCGGGACGCUUUCAGCAGAGUCAUCAACCAAAUGAUCGAUGGCACUACUUGGAAUGCCACCGAGCCCGAGUUUCGCAUGGCAAAGUUCGUGUUCGGCGAGCGGGUCUUUGACGUGCGGUCGCCACGCACAGUGCAGUGGAUGCUCUUGCAGAGUCCCUUUUCAGUCGAUGAUCCCAAUGAGCAUCCCCCAAUUCCAGUGGCUAUGCCAGCAAAGCGUCCCAGCACGAAGGGUGCGAAGCCAAAGGGGCCGAAGGAACUUGGCGGCAGCUUGCUGUCAGCCGAACCAUCUUGGUUCAUCUUGACGUGCCUACGUUCGAGCAUUGUCAGAAAGGAAGUUGCUGACGGAUUUGCCCAGCUGGCCAAACUGGCAUUCCUGUCAUUUGUUGAACCAGGCAUGGAUUUCCGCAGUGGGCUACAGCUAGACUUUCACUGUGGUGGUACUGGGUUCCUGUCCGCUGUGCCGACAAUUCUCGUGUCCGAUGAAGGCGCCAUUCGGGAUUGCUUUGCAUCAAAGGGUGCUAGCGGGUCACUGAUGUGCAUUUUGCGCAGAACCACGGUGUCAAAAGCGUCCACCCUGGCUCGGUCGUCCGACAGCGUGAUAGAACACACAGAACUAGACGUGCGCAAAUUUGUGCUACACUCUGACGCUACACUGCGAGACAACCAUAGGCAUCUGGCGGCCCAAUCUGUGGUGCUCAACAAGUCACAAUUCAGUAGCCUGCAACAAAGACUGGGCAUAAAUUAUUGUCCAAGAGGUCUUUUGGCGUUGGAUACUGUUCAGGCUUGUGGUUUUAGCGUCACAGAAGGUUUAUGCUAUGACUGGAUGCAUUGCUACAUGGUAUCAGGCCUGUUCCACUUGGAAGUGACAUUGCUUCUUGGGGCGCUAGCAGGGGCAGGUAUUCGCCAAGAAGAAGUCCACCAAUAUGUCAGCACCUUUGUGUGGCCUAGUUGGAUAGGAGGGCGUGCAGUGGAUGCCACCAAAGUUUUGGAGAAAAAGGUCGACCUGUCCAAGGACAAGUUCAAAAGCAGUGCGUCUGAGGGUUUGUCGCUGUACCCGGUACUGCUGGAAUUCUUGAGGUGUUUGGAUCCGAGACGAGUCACUGAGAAAGUGGCAGCAGCACGCAAAGUGUUUCAGCAUUUGUGCGCAGUGAUGGAUCUUCUACUGUUGGCUGCAAAUGCAGGGAGAGUUGCUCCAUGCAGCCUUCAGAAUGCAAUCACCCUGCAUUUCAUGGACUUUACCGAGGUGUACGGCAAGGACUUCUUGCCUCCAAAGGCUCAUUUUGCCAUGCAUCUACCAUGGUCGCUGGAAAAGCACGGUUUCUUGCCUUCUUGCUUUGUGCAAGAAAGGCGGCGUAAGGAACUCAAACGGUACGCUAAUCAGACUGCGACUGGUGUCCCUGGGGUGGAGCGCUCGGUGUUGGAGGAAGUGACCCUGUCCCACACCAUGGAUUUGGAACAGUACAACGGGCAUGGCGAGUUGGACCUCGUAAAGGGUAAGGAAGCGUCAGGUGAGUUGCAUGCAGCCUUUUGCAAGGCCCAUCAAUUGUUGGUGGCGCCAGGAUUGACCGUGGGAAGAUCUGUAACCUUUGGUCUUGGAAAGCGGUCUGUUGCUGUUGGAGACGUGGUGGAGAUCACGGACGGUACUUCAUUAGGCAGGAUUUGCCAGGUCAAGUGCUUCGUGAAGUUUGAGGCCACCGUGUUCAGCCUGGUGUCUGUUUGGGAUGAUGUGGAUGUGAAAAGCUCUUCGUGUCGGCCCAUGGAGAACCAGGUAUGGGUUGAGGCUUCUCGCAUCGCAUGUUGUUGCAUUCACCGUGCCACACCUGAAGGGUUGUGCACAGUGAUCCCCAUUAGGCGCUGA
Molecule: messenger RNA, 2283 nt
Organism: Durusdinium trenchii
Lineage: Eukaryota; Dinophyceae; Suessiales; Symbiodiniaceae
Source: the annotation of a GenBank genome assembly